AUCGCCCGCCAUAGGCAUCUUCCAAAAGGAGGUGCUAAUCUCGUGUUGCAGUAACUGUAAGGGAGAAUUGCAGGAAGGAAGAAAGUGUGCGGAUCAGAUCCAUCGCGUGAGGAAGAAACAAGAAAGAAGAAACCCAGAUUACCGCCGAUACAUUAUAAUGGUGAAAGUAGAGAAGUUUUGUCUCUACGAGGACCUCAAAUAUGCUGUAACAUCAAAUGUCUGGACUGUCGAUAAAUUGGCAGAACAUGCAAAACAUGUGCAAGAAGAUGACAAGAUGGAUUUGGGGUACAAGGAGCUCCUUGUGUCGAUUCUCUGUAAUGAAAAUGGAUUAAAAUUCGAUGACAAGAGUAAAGACACUAACAAUAGUGUCGUGAAGGAGACAGUGGAUAAAGGAUCGGUGUCUCCGGACAAGGGACAAGAAAAAUCCAGCAGAAAGAAAGUCGCUUACGAGAAGAAGCCACAGCCACAAGGAGAAGUUGAGUCACAAAAGAAAGGAAGCCACAAUGAUGGAGGACGUCAUCGUCUCUCGGAGAAGACACAAUUGCAAGGAAGGUUUGAAUCACAGAACAAAAGAAGUCGCAAUGAUGGUGGACGUCGUCCUGUCUCGGAGAAGGCGCAACUGCCGGGAAGAGUUGAGACACAAAACAAAGGAAGCCGCAAUGAUAGUGGACGUCGACAUGUCUCGGAGAAAACUCAACCUCAAGGAGGAGUUGAGUCACAGAACAAAGGAAGCCGCAAUGAUGGUGGACGUCGUCGUGUCUCAGAAAGAGUUAUACCGGAAGGACGUGAAUCGCAAGUUAAGCUCGUGGUGGAGAAAUCCCGACCACCACCGGUGAUUGAAUCGAAGAAAAAGGAAGGAUGCGGCAAUGAUGGUGGACGUUCGGUGGUGGAGAAACCCCGGCGACUAGUAAUUGAGUCGCAAAACAAGAAAGGUUACGGCAAUGAUGGUGGAUUACCGGUGGUGGAGAAAUCCCGGCCACCACCGGUAAUUGAGUCGCAGAAGAAGGAAGCAUGUGGCGAUGACGGGGGAUGUUUUGCAUUGAAUGAGAUUGGAGCUGAACUGCAAGAACUCGAACCAUGUCACGACCAAAGAGGCCGGGGGAGAGGGAGAGGCCGAGGCAGGGGAAGGGGCCGUGGCCGCGGCCGAGGCAGAGGUCGAGGUCGGGGAAGAAUCCGAGCUGGAAGUUCUAACAGUGAUGAAUUUUGCGACUCGGAGGAGGAAACACAGAGCGAUGACUCUUACAGUGAGGGAGGAGGCAGCGACGAUAGUUAUGCCGUGGAGCAGAUCAAACGAAGAGGAUUGAAAUCACGGCGAUGCCCGAGCAGUGGAGAUGAUUGCAACGACGAUGAUGAUAAUUACGCCUUGGAGCAGAACGAGCCAAAGAGGAUUGAAUGGCACAACCGGCGAAUAGGUGUAGAUGUUAGCGACGACAAUGAUGGUUAUGAAUUGGAGCACAUCGGCGCGAAAAGGCUCGGAUCAAUCAAUCGGCAAAGAAGUGGAGUCGCCAAGAAAGGUGUGCUUAAGAUCAGGAGGGAGAAGAAACAUCCAUGCUGCAAUUGCGGAUCACAUUGCCGUCGGAAAGAGAGAGACGAAAUGGUUGUUUACAGCGCCAACGUGUGCGAGGAUACAGACGAUUCUCAUUUUGAGGAGACGGAUGAUUCUUGUUCUGAUGAUCUCUCGGAGAUGGAUGAUGAUUUCUCAGACUAUUUUCAGGAGGAUGACAACUCUGGCGCAGAUGAAUUCGAAACAUCCGAGGACUCACAACACGACCAAUAUACGGAUUCAGAUGAAGGAUGCAGUGAAGACUCUCGGAGAGCUAUUCCGAUCCCCAGAACUGUGUGUUCGAAGACUUUAACUUCAAGUCUGAAACAUGGCGCUGCGAAACUUAAGCAUGGCCAUGAGGAGGUAUGUAGAAUGAGCGGUUGCAAGAGAGAAAAGGGAACAGAGUCGAGCAAGGCGACACUUAAGCGCGGUAUUUUUGUGUCCAAGGAUAAGGAAGCUGUGAGUGAGGAGGUAUACAGAAUGACCAGCAAAAAUGGAGCAAAGCGGAAGGGAUCGAGCAGCAUUGUGGGGCGACAAACUGAACCUUACAGAAAACUUUUACUUGACAAUGAGGAGAAUAGUCCUGUCCAUAAAUGUGGUGUUUCUUGUGUUGCGAAAAAGAUGAGCCAUGUAGUAAAUUAUGAGGCCGAGAAGGAGAGGGAACUCAUUGGAGCUAUGAAACAGGGAGGGGGAAGUUUAGACAGGAUGCCUGUUGUGGAGAAUCAGCUGACCCUAGUCGAUCCGUCUGCUUCAGUUAACAGGAUGAUAUCUGUAUCCAGUGCGCCGAAAAAACAGUGGCUGACUAGAAAUAUGCUCGAGCGCAGCCACGAGCAAUCUGCAGCUGGAAAGACAUCAAGGAUAGCCGAGAAUGUGAAAAGUUCCCCUAACAAUGUGGCAGCGUUUCCUGGAAAUCGCCAGCUCGAAGAUAAUGCGCAAGAUCAGGAGGAUCGCCAUGUCGUCUGCACGUGUAAGGCUUGUAGUGUUUCGAAUAAGAGAAGCUCUGUGACGAAUCUGGAGGGGAAGAGAGAGAGGGAACCAACUGGUGCUAUGAUCCAGAGAAUCGGCGGCUCAGAAAGGAUGACUGGUGUCGACAAACAGCGCAAGCAGGACGUGUCAUCUGCUUCAGCUAACAGGAUAUAUGGACUGAAUACUCCAAAGAAACACGGUCGAAAGCCGUCAGCUUCUGCAAACAUUUCUGGAUUAAAUGCUGAGAAGAAGCAGUCCCUGAGUAGAAGUAUGCGCAAGCACAAUUCUGAACAACCUCCAGUUCCGAAGCAGCCAAGAAGUGGAGCUAGGACAGUGAAGAGUAUGAGAAUUUCACCUUACAAAGAGAUUGCUGCUAGUGUUCCAAAUCACGACGACUCCCCUGUCCAUGGCUCCAACGCUUCUUGUGUCGCGAACAAGAAGGGCCAGGCAGCAAAUCAUGAUGGCGAGGAGAGGAAACUUACCGGUGCUAUGAGCCAUGGAAUUAGUGGUUUAGCUAGGAAGAGUGGCGUGGAGAACCAUCAAGUGUCGACUGGUGCAGCUAACAGGAUGUCUGAAUCGAUUGCUCCAAAGAAACGUUGGCUGAGUCGCGAAAUGUACAAGCACACUCAUGAGCAGCCUGUGGUGGAGAAAAGAUCGAGGGAUGGAGCUAAUAUGGCGGCAGCUUCUGAUCGUUAUAAACUCCAUCAUAAUGUUCGACAUCAGGAGGAUGUCGAUGUCCCUACCCAUAAGUAUAAUGCUCGUAGCAGUCGGAGCAAGAAGAGCUUUGCAGUGGAUUAUGAGGAAGAUGCGGGAGUUCGUGACAUGGAUAUGAUGCUCAGCGUCAAGAAUCAGCGCAAGCACGACGUGCAAUCUGAUCCAUCUAAUUCAGCGUCUGGAUUCAAUUAUCCAUUGAAGAAACGCGGUUGGAAGGCUGACGAUGUGACGCCUUCAGCUCGAAAGAAAUCUAGAUUGAGUGAUCCUAAGAAACAUUUUUCGAGUAGAAGUAUGCGCGAGCAGACAUCGAGGAAUUCCGCGGAAGCUCCUGAAUAUUGUCAAGCUCAUCAUAGUGUUCAAAACCAGGAGGAUCACCAUUUCUCCAAGUGUAAAGGUCAUAGUGUUGCAAAAAGGAAGAGCUCUGCAGUGAGACAAGAGGCAGAGGAGCAGAGAGAGCUAACUGUUGCUAAGAACCCGAGAGUAAUCACGCCAGAUUCGAUGCCUGGUGCAGAGAAACGGUACAAGGAUGAUGCAAUGUCUGCGCCAAAGAAACGGGGUCGAAAGCCUGGUGUCGCAUCUGCUUCGACUAUCAUGGAAUCUGGAGUGAGUGCUUGGAAAGAACAUGAUACAGGCAAGAAGAAGAGACAGAAUACUGAACCUGCAGAUAAUCAGCAUGAGCAUCAUCGAAAGAAGGCCAAGAGCUUGACUAUGUCGAAGAAUGUGGCUGAAAAGGCAAAACAGUACUCAAGUGGUAAAGACAAGACUGUGGAGGGAGCUAAAAGUGCUAUGGGAAACAAGAAAGGUAAAGAAGAAAACAAGUCUAGAACCAAAUUGGAAGGGGUCACAAGCUCUUUUUUGUCUUGGAAGAAAUUCGGCAGUACUGAGAAAGCUGGAAAAUCUCGCAGUGAGUUUCGAAGUCGGGCCUUGGAGUUUCUUCGAAAGCCAUGUGAAAAGGGAGAGUACGCGACUCUUCGCAAGGAACUCCAAGCAGGAAACUACUUUGAAACCUAUCCAGAAUUUUCAAGGCUACUCGGAUAUUACCGUUACCAACGAGGAAAGCUCCUGACAAUAGUCCGUGCAUUCCACUUUUGGAUCAAGAAUAUGAACCAAGAAGGAUCUUUCAAACCGUGGGAAGAUGACGAGUGCCUGGCGGUGGAGCCACCGCCUACAGACGCCGGAAUGUGAGACAUCCAGCCGCAGCGAAAGUCGAACUGACAGACAGGAAGAUGGAGAUUAACCUGUGUUAAAACAAAGACCAAUUUACCUUGUGUUGCAGACUUGCGACUUCCAUUUAGUAUUUCUUAACUGCAAUGACCUCUGAAUUCUGAUUUAUUAUCUGUGUGAAUGUUGUGGGGAUGAUGGUGAUUU
Andrographis paniculata is the source of this 4591-nucleotide messenger RNA. RefSeq lists its product as uncharacterized. The transcript is spliced from 5 exons. Bases 158 to 4408 code for a protein of 1416 amino acids. The record is from RefSeq and is a predicted model, not a curated record. NCBI's taxonomy places the organism in Eukaryota, Viridiplantae, Streptophyta, Magnoliopsida, Lamiales, Acanthaceae.